Vombatus ursinus (common wombat) is the source of this 252-nucleotide messenger RNA. RefSeq names its product 40S ribosomal protein S27-like. Gene Ontology annotation, cellular component: ribosome; cytosolic small ribosomal subunit. Bases 1 to 252 code for a protein of 83 amino acids. Gene Ontology annotation, biological process: ribosomal small subunit assembly; translation. The record is from RefSeq and is a predicted model, not a curated record. Gene Ontology annotation, molecular function: structural constituent of ribosome; RNA binding. Lineage: Eukaryota; Metazoa; Chordata; Mammalia; Diprotodontia; Vombatidae. The transcript has a single exon.
AUGCCUCUCACGAAAGACCUCCUGCACCCCUCUCCCAAGGAGGAGAAGCAGAAACACGAGAAGAAGUGCCUGAUGCAGAGUCUGAACUCGUAUUUCAUGGAUGGAAAGUGCUUGGGGUGCUAUAAAAUCACCCCUGUCUUCAGCCACGUACAAAUAAUGGUUUGCUGUGCGGGACGCUCCACUGUGCUAUGUCAGCCUACUGGUGGAAAGGCAAGACUUACAGGAUACUCCUUCAGACGGAAGCAGCGCUAA